Molecule: messenger RNA, 531 nt
Organism: Mesorhabditis belari
Lineage: Eukaryota; Metazoa; Nematoda; Chromadorea; Rhabditida; Rhabditidae
Source: the annotation of a GenBank genome assembly
AUGUUCUCUUCAAUCGACUCCCUACUUUGCCCAACUUUAGACACCAAAAAGCAAGCCACACAAAUCUCUGAGACGCAAAUUUCAACAUGCGAUUCUUCAAAAAACGAUCAAAUUCAAAAUGUGAGUCAGGCAGCGACAACAUUAAACGAUGAGAAAUUGGAAUUGUUUGAUUGUCAGAAUGGAAAUGAAAUGUUCCCAUUCGGUUUCCGUUUACCAUCGAUGACUGUCUCGUAUCCGUUGAUUAAUCCGGCGCUUCUCUAUGAUCAAUUGGCGCUCACUCUUGGCGCCUGGCAAUCAUGGGGAAAAAUGCGGCGUCCGAGAACGGCUUUCACUUCGGAACAGUUGAUUGAAUUGGAACGUCAAUUCAAUGAGAACAAGUACCUCAGCCGACCGCGGCGAUACCAGCUGGCUCAGCAGCUUUGUCUCACCGAAACGCAGGUGAAGAUCUGGUUUCAAAAUCGACGCAUGAAAAACAAAAGAUGUCAGCCGAUUGGCACUGAGUUUGGUGAGGGAGAGAUGGACGAAGGAAAA